This is a messenger RNA of Malania oleifera, 1071 nucleotides long. RefSeq lists its product as uncharacterized. The record is from RefSeq and is a predicted model, not a curated record. The transcript has 3 exons. The coding region runs from base 402 to 746 and encodes 114 amino acids. NCBI's taxonomy places the organism in Eukaryota, Viridiplantae, Streptophyta, Magnoliopsida, Santalales, Ximeniaceae.
UACCGCUCGUUGCCACUCAACAUAAACGUUAACCUUAUGCCCGCACGUAUGACAUCGAGGAAAAGAGAAGCUGGCAGCCCGUGAGUGUAUCAUGCGGCAGCCCCCAUCUGAUGAAGGGCAGCUGGGCUUUGAAACAAAAAGCUCUGGGCCGAAUUGCGAAAGAAGGAGAAGGCUUGGAGAUCCAUGCACCCUGAUGUUACCACGCGUGGUAUAGAAGGGCAGCUGGGCUUUAUGAUAAUUGGAGAGGCUUGUGGCUGGGUCACUUGGGCUCGACCAAGGGAGCCGUGUGUGUACUCACGUUCCUGAGGCUCGUGAGCUGGAAUGAAAAGCAUAUGGGUCGUAGCACCCUGACGUGACCGAUCCAUGCAAAAGUAAGGCCGGGCAGCUUGGUCUUUUGGCGCAUGUGUGAACUGGGUAGCCGAACGGGACGGCAGAGGGGGUCGCAGUCUCGCAGAGGGGACCCGAGCAGCUGCAGCAGCAGCAGCUUGCCGCUUGAACGCGAGCAUCUCUUCUCUCUCAUGGUUCUGCUGCGUUGCCGCCGACCACAAGAAGAAAAAAAUAACACAGCAGCGUACAGCUGCUGUGUGCAGAGUGAUAAUUUUCUUCAAGUGAAGAAAUUAAAAGGCAUACAGGGAUUGAUUUUACUAAUGUCUAUUCCUAAAGCUGUCAAAGAUGGAAAGUUAGAUUCUAUUAGCGGCUAUGUCAAAGAAGGAAAGCAAGAUUCAACUCUUGAUGAUGCCAUUUAGAUUAAGACAUGCAACAACCUAAAAGUAUCUACCAGCAGGUCACUACAUCAGCCAUGCAAGUGGUGUUCCAAUCAAGCAUGCAGUCCUAAUGUCCACUACCAGCAUGCAGUUCACAAGAUAUAUCAAUCCAAGCAUGAAGUCUAGAAGGUAAAUCAUCUAUUAAACUGAAGUUAGAUAAGCACAAAGAAAUUGUGUGUGUUGUGCGCAGGAAAAAAUUUUGAGUGCGCAAACAAUAGAAAUUGUGUGUGUUGUAUGUACAAAAAAGAAUUGUAAGUGUGUUCUGUGUGUUAGCAACAUGGAAGUGUUUUGUAAGUGAGAAUGCUUA